Messenger RNA from Cataglyphis hispanica, 1238 nucleotides. RefSeq lists its product as uncharacterized. The transcript is spliced from 5 exons. The record is from RefSeq and is a predicted model, not a curated record. NCBI's taxonomy places the organism in Eukaryota, Metazoa, Arthropoda, Insecta, Hymenoptera, Formicidae. The coding region runs from base 103 to 903 and encodes 266 amino acids.
UUAUGCGUGCGGACGAUACUUGCGGGACUUACUUUUCGGGAAAUACGCGAACAUUGAGACGUCAAACAUUGUACGAUAUUAAAUUCUUUUCCGAGAAUAAAGAUGCAAGUUCUUCAUCUAAUUCUCGUCGUCGCGGUGGCGACGGUGAUUGCCGAGAAAGACGAAUCUUGGACCUGGGAUGAUGAUAAACCGAAAACGAGCCGAUCCGCCGAGAGCAGGUAUCAAGUGUACGAGCCUUCUGAAAAUCUGGAAGCUUUCAAUAACAAUGGCUUUAGGCCUCAAAAUCCGGGACCUUACGGUCCCAACGGCGGACCUCUCAUACCAUCAUACCAGGGUAACAACGGCAUUCUCGUGGGCCCCGGUGGACCAACCGGAAUAAUUGGCAGACCGCCCCGUUAUAAUCCAGACAGACCCGGUGGUAUCAUAGAUUCGGUGCCGCCCUGGAUCAGAGAUGAUCCCCGCUAUCGCGAGUUCGAUACUUGCAAGUGCAGAUACAGUUUCAACUGCCCGUCGCCCGGCUUGAAAUUCGGCCACUGCUCAAGGGACAAAAAGUACUGUUGCUUCAACAGCAAAAGAUUCCCAGGACUGUUGGGAGGACAAAAUUAUCCAUAUUAUCCCGGUGCGCCGCACAAGUACGGACCGAACGGUUUCGCGCCGACGUCGAAUUAUUACGGCAAUCGAAGACCGUACGGUAGCGGCUACCAGCAUCCGUCUUCCGGUGAUUAUUAUCCGGGGCCCUACGGCGACACUUAUGGUCAUCGUAAUGAGUUCGAAGCAUUACGGCCGUAUGGCUACGACGGCGAAUCUGACGAUUAUGCGAUCUACGGGCGGUCGUUGGGCAAGAAUCAAACGCAGGAAGCGAACGAGAAGCCAAAGACGGACGAGGAAAUCAAGAAGCGAUGAUUGCAAAUAAUAUUGUCGAUCGUUUUCAUUUAUCUUCACUCCCGAUGGAGAUGCCAAAGAUGCGACAGAUAUAUAUGUCUUCCUCGCUUUACGUCCAACGAUUGUAUAAUUAGAUAAAGAUGCAAAUCGAAUCUUUCGCGCGGAUAAUUAACUUGAAUAUAAUUGUAUUUGCGUAAUUUAUUGUGAAUUGCAAACAUUAGUAACGCGCCGCUUCCGAAUUAAUAAAAUGCACAUUGUUACUCCUUUGAAAACACUUUGGAGUAGACUCUCUUUAAUCGACGAUGCUAAUAUCAAUGUGAAUGACACAAGGUUUCUUAAUUAAAAAAAAAAAAAAU